AUGUCUCUGCUUCUCAACCAACUCUCGAAGCUCUGCUUCCAGAAACCUGUUUUGGUAAGAUCAUCUCCUGUUCUCCCUAACAAUGGCUUCUCAACUUCCUUGACACAAACCCCUCCUUGUUCCAUCAUUUGCGCUGAACCUUGCGGAGCAGAUCUCGGGAAACUCGUCAUUUGGAAUGCUACUGAAAGUAAAUACACCCAUUUGGAAAAGAAGGUGCCUCUGGAGUUGGUGGAUAAAGAUGUAACGAUAACGAUCGGGUCAUCCCAUGGUUGGGUAGCUACUUUGGAGGACGACAGCAGCAUAGUGCGUCUUCAAGAUGAUCUAAACCCGGUUGCAUCGGAUAAAGAUCCAAAACGCGUUUUUCUGCCUCCUCUUGUAACCCUGCCUCAUUGCCAAACCAAAGUUGUCACCAACGUCGCCAUGUCCUCAUCUUCUCCUGAGGAUGAAGACUGUGUCGUGGCUAUAAAGUUUUUAGGACCCCAACUCAGCUUUUGCAGACCCGCUCAAAGUAACCCCGAGUGGAUCAACAUCGCGAUUGAAAACCCCUGCUUCUUCUCCUCCCCUGUGAUGUUUUCCAACAAGGAUGACAUCAUGUUAAGCAUACCUGGAUCUGGCGGACACCUCAUCGGAUCAUGGGAUCUCCACAAACAUAGCAAGAACCCAAAGUUGCAAAGCUUGCGGUUUCAAAACCUUCCCAAGCUGACAAAGGCCAAGCGGGACCUUCUGGAUUCGUGCUACGCAAGCGAGCACUUGGUGGAGUCAAGAACCACCAGUGAAACUUUCUUGGUCAAGAGGUACAAGAAGACCGUCAAGAUCUUCAAGGGUAUUGUGAAAAUGAAAACAGAGUUUUUAAUGGUGUUCAAGAUAGACGAGCAAGGAAACGCUGUUUUCACUCAAGACAUCGGAGGCCUCGUCAUUUUCCUCUCAAAGUCCGAACCUUUUUGUGUCCCUGCUAGCUCAUUUUCCGGCAUGUCCUCUAACGGAGUCAGAGUCUUGGAUGUCGACGAAUCAGCAAAUGUCAGUCUGGAUCGGUAUCAAAGAUGUAUCAUCCAUAGUACAAUUUAUAGAGACGGACUCGGGGCCCCUUACCAUAUUCCACCUCAAAAAAAAAAGACUAAUAGCUGGGAUCUGAGUUAGUUUGAAAGUCUGGAGUCUUGUCUUUUCUUUUAAACCAUUCAAACAACAAA
Messenger RNA from Camelina sativa (false flax), 1187 nucleotides. RefSeq lists its product as uncharacterized. The record is from RefSeq and is a predicted model, not a curated record. Lineage: Eukaryota; Viridiplantae; Streptophyta; Magnoliopsida; Brassicales; Brassicaceae.